AUGGCAAAACCUAAGCACAAAAAGUUUAGUGACAACGACCCUGUCGAAGUUAUAGCAGCCCCAGAGCCAGAGCCAGAGAGGAUACAAGAGGACGAAGAUGAGAGCUCGGAUGACGAUGCCCCAGAGGAAGUUGGCGCCGAAGCUGCGCAGAGUAAAGCUCUAGGAGCUGCACGCGAAGCUGCGAAGGCGGCAGAACAAAAAGAAGCAGCUGAGCGCCAGAAGCGCAAAGACCGUGACGCGCAGCUAAAAGCACAAGCUAAGGCCGCCAAGAAGCGGAAGCACGCAGAAGAGGAACUUGAUGAGUCCGCCACCAUUGAGAACUCAAGCAUAACCGUCGAGCCGGUAGGACGGGCAUCAAAGGCCAGGUUCGACCGCACAACUCUCCCGGAUCUGCUUCCGGAAGAUUUCCUGGAAGAUGCCAGCUCGGAGGACGAGGCUCCAGUGCAAGUUGAGAAGUCGCGAGUGUCGAAGAAGAUAAAGUUCGCUUAUGAGGAGAACAAACCGAAGGACAAGAAGCUGGGAUCAACCACGUAUCGCGUGGCGCAGUUGGAGAAGGCGGGGUUUGCACCGAAGGUGUCUCGCAAUACUCUAUCCGUGCAGGCAAGUCUUCAGGGAGGGCGCAAGGGGCAGGUCAGGAAGCCUGUUUCGAGGGAAGAAUAG
Molecule: messenger RNA, 660 nt
Organism: Pseudogymnoascus destructans
Lineage: Eukaryota; Fungi; Ascomycota; Leotiomycetes; Thelebolales; Thelebolaceae
Exons: 2
Coding region: 1-660 (219 amino acids)
Biological process (GO): rRNA processing
Molecular function (GO): snoRNA binding
Source: RefSeq, a predicted model, not a curated record